Molecule: messenger RNA, 8623 nt
Organism: Porites evermanni
Lineage: Eukaryota; Metazoa; Cnidaria; Anthozoa; Scleractinia; Poritidae
Source: the annotation of a GenBank genome assembly
AUGGCCUCAAAGUUUGAUAAUUUCCAGCUCUCUUUGCUUAAGCAGUUCGUGGAUUUAUGUAAGGAAAAGCCAGACCUACUGCAUGCUCCUCAGCUGAAGUUUUUUAGAGACUGGCUUGAGAGGUAGGAAAGAAGCGAGAAGCGAUGUAGGCACGUGCCUCUCCUUGUGUUCUCGCAUCUACGUACAUGUAUGUAACACCUUGUGUGUGGAAAGACCCUCACGUUUUAUAAGAAGGGCAAUACAGGGAAACAAUUCGGUCAAUAAGGGAUAUAUGUUAUUGUCGCUAUCAUGGUUUUAAUGAUUUUAUCCAAGUUUGGGUCUAGUGUACGUGACUAUUUGAGGCCAAAGGGCUGCUCAAAACGUAAAACAUGGUUAAACAUAGGCAGAGUUAUUUUACUUAUCGUACGAUCUUUAUGUACAUAUUCUUUUGUCUGAAAUAUUGUGAUGAAACUUAGAAGAGCCGACUUUAAGCAAUACAUGCAUUUGUUCCCUCUUGGAUAUAAUCAACACAGAGCUCCUGGUGUAAGCUCGCAAGGAAGCGGAAGUAACCGAUCUCUAGGGGUGGGGGUAAGGUGGGUUGUCAAAGUCAUUGUUUGGCGUUUUAAAUUUUACAAGCUUUCAGUGGAUUUUUUUAAUGGCUCCUCUCCUCUUUUAGAGAUUUACAAAAUCGUGAGUUUCCGAAAUGGGUCAUUUGAUCUCAAGUUUGACAAAGGAAGGAGAUAAUGCAUCAGUCAAUUCCCCCCGCGCCCCCCCCCCCCCCCCCCCCCCCCCACAGGCCACUGCGGGGCAUUUGCCCGCCAUGUCAGUCCCAGGGGUGGGGUAUUGCAAAUUUUGCACUGCCCGGGGGCCGGGCAUUAACCAACGCCAGGACCAUUCCCAAGCUUUUGACACACACCCGGUUUCCUAUCACAAUAUAACUACACAGAAGGUUUUACUGGAAAAAAAGCAGAUCGGCUCAUCUGUCAAGGACAGGAAUAAAUUGAAGAGGGUUGUAAAGGCAUGUUCUUGAUUUUAUGCAUGCAUUUCUUCGUUGCUUAUCAAGCCAGAAUUACAUAGCGAAAAUUGGAGCUAUCAACGUGAAUCAACGUUUUUUGUUAUUGAAUCUUAUUUCUGUUUAUUAUUAUUUAAAGAACAUCCUUUCAUAUUUAUAAAACUAUUCAUAACAUAUAACUUUACAGCGCUCUAUUAAUUUUAAUGUCAAUAAUUUUAUAUCAAUACUAAAACCAUAAACUGGUGCAUGUCGUUGCGGUGUGAAGUCUUAAUUAGAAUCCCAGCGCUAUUACAAAGAAAGACGUUUAUUGAAACCAAAAAUCGCACAUUAAAAUGCCUAAAAUGACACUAUUCAACUGUGCGAUCAAUGAAAAAAGGUUGCAGUGUUGACGGAGGACAGGGCAUUUGCCUUCUUUUUUCGACAGCUCAACGGUUCCCACCCCUGGGAAUUUGCCAUCCAAGGCAAAAAAAAUGCUAAUGCCCAGGGGUCAGCGCAGGGUGGGGGUGGGGAGGGGGCUGGGCGCAGGUGGAAUUGACUGAUGCAUAAUGACUUUCAUUUUUGUGAUGUGAAGACUGACAAUUUUGCCACAUGUAUAAAAUACCUGACAGAUCCCUUUGGAUGAAUGAUUUUAUUUUUUCAAGGGUUGAGUAAAAUAAAAAUGGUGUGAUUGAAUCUGUACUCGUCGAGGCAACGAGGGACCAAGAAGUAAAAUCCCGUCGAGUUAUCGUUAAGUCACCACACAGACGAGACACAUCUUAACUUUUUUUCCCCCUUAUUAAUGAGCACCUGUCAUUUCUUUCAUUCAAAUGAUUGUAUUGUAGUUUGGGUGCCAAUAUCCCUCCACCACCAGAGAAACCAAAAGAACCUGAACCAACUGAAGAAGCAAAAACCCCAGAAAAAGAUGAACCAAUGACUGAACCAGAGCCUAAAGAGGUAACAGCUAAUUCAAACCUCCUGAUAGAGUGGAAAAAAUUUUGGAAAACACCGUCUUUACUUGAAUAAGUGUCGCAUUUAGUACAAAAAAAGGUGUUAAGUGCUGCCCCUGAAUAAGACAGUGCUGUGGCACCUGUUCAAUCAAAAUCAAACUAAGACGUUUAUUCUGUCAGUUUUAUACUAAAAGUGAUAAUACGAUUUACUUGAGACAAUUCUUUGUUACAUGUAACUUUCAAAUAAAUGUUGCAUUCAAAUAAGUGCUGCCCUUGAAUAAGUGCUGCAUUUGAAGGGUUCAAAAAUUUAAUAAGCAGUGCAGCCCUUAUUCAAGUAAAUGCCAAUGAUAUGCAACAUUUCCCGGGUGUCCCAUUUUUUGUCAAAAUUUUUAUUCACCAUUUUUGCAAAUGUCCAUAUUUAUACACCUUGUUUUCCCUAAUAAAUUUUCCAUAUAUAGCUUUUGUCUCCAAUUUCUCUUGUGUAUUGCAGUCAUCCCAUGAGAAAUUGAAGACAAUUCCUAUGCAAAAUUUAGUUGUUUUUAUCAUUGAAGGUUCACAGUAGUUUAUCAGCCUAAAAUUAUGUCUUAAAUUAGUUUACUCCCCCAGAUUAUGCAAUUUUUUUAUUAUUCAUUAAUGAUGUUUCUUGUGGAAUAAUUGGUCAAUAAUAUUGUGUGCACCUACCAUACAUAUAUAUUGUAAUAUCAGAAGCCCUGAUAAAUGGAUCUGAAUGUCACUUUAAAAAUAAUUGAAUUAUCAUUAACAGAAGUUAAUGAAAUUAUAUCCUUUAAGAAGGCAUGGCAGUAUUAUUGUAGGGUUCAAAUGCAUGUAAAAUCUUUUAUAAAUUAAAUUGUUCUUAGGAGGCACAAACAGAAGAGGCAAUGGAGAGUUCAAGUGAAGAGAGUGAUGUGGGUCAGUGUGUGAAGUCAAUUAGGCUUUAAUACUUCUACAUGUACAAUGUAUAUGUACAGGACUGAUUAAGAGUUCAAAGCACAAUAUUCUGUAACUUAAUUGUCAUGUGGCUGUUCAGCGUAGCAAUAAUUUGAAAGGGCUUUCUUAGGAUUUCACCUUCUUUUAAUCAAGGAGGGUUCCUUCGUUUCCUUUAAUUCAUGUAGACUUAAUGAGCCUCCAUUAAUGUGGCCCUGGUUCAAAUCCCAGAAAUCCCAGAAUACAAGGCUGUGCAGUUUAGUAGUGCCUGGUGGCACUGGACACCUACACUGUAGCUAAUUUAUUGCUCCCAGGCAGAUAAAAAAAGAUUAAAUAUUAUUUUUUUCAUAUGAUGAGCACUGCACCUGGCCCUGGAUUUGACGGGCACAAAGCACUGAGCUCCUUCCAUUUUUUCUUAAAGCACAGCCUUGCAAUAAUUAUACCAUCAGUUAUGUUUGUUGUUGGUUUCCAUCUUUAUUCAGAGAGGAUUAUACUCCAAGAAUUCUUGUUUCCCCUCUCCUCAAAAACCAACAUUUCCAAAUACAAAUUUGAUCUGGAUUGGUUAAAUGCAUUAUAACCAUUUUGUUGAAUUGUGAUACUUUUUCAUUCAUUUCUUUGUUUAUUUUACAUGUUAUUUAUUCAGUCAGGUAGUAAUAAAUAAAUAAAGAAAUGUUUAAUUACUGAUUUUGACUUAUAAAAUGAUUUACUUAUGCCCUCUUGUUUACCUCUGUAGUUAAGGUUUAAUUAUAUUGUUACAUAAGCAUCUGUUUGUAAAUUUUAAACUGUACCAAAUUUUUUUUUAUAAUAAUACUGUAUUUUAACAUUAUUAUUUUAACAGAGAUUGACAGGGAGGGAUGUAUUGAGCCAGACAAUGAUGAACCUCAGCAGAUGGGAGAUGCAAGCAUUGAAGUAAAUAAUGAGUUACUUAAUAAAUAAUUAACAAUAAAAUUCCUGCAAAAUUCACCUAGUAAUCUCAUGCAUGUACUACCACUUUACAUCAACCUCAAAAUACAUGCUUAAUAACGUGUAGUUAAUAUCAAAGUUUUGUUCAAAAUAUGCUACCCUGCUGAUGUGCUGAACCUAAAUUAUUGAUUAUUGAAUUAGGUAGGGCCACAGAAGAGCAGUGUUUGAAUCUCAGUUUGGUUAGGCAGUUUGGUUUUCUAGUACAUUGCUGUUGGCUGCCGGAUAAGAUUUUGACACAGCAACAUUUUUUUAAGUGUGCUGUAUACAAUGAGUGUGAGUUAUCAGUCUAAAAUGAAACUUUGUCUAGUUCUGUGUUCUGUGUAGUCAUGGCAGGCGGAUUUUCGAACCAGACCUAUUCUACUAUUGAAACAUUCUCGGUGCUGUUUUAGCAUCCAAAUUAUUUAAUUAGUCAAGGUUAUGACAGUUAUGAAGAACUGAGACAUGCAGUUAAAUAUUACAACCUCAGUCAUUCGAAGUUAGAACCAACUUGUGUGCAUGUUUAAUUAAUGAUUUACAGCUUUCAUUGACAAUACCACAACUAUAGUCAUGUGGGAACAGUUUGUUGUGAAUCAAUAAUUACUUUAUCUUAUUAAUUGUAGUGAUAUUUCAUUUUCUGAUGUUAGUUUCUCAAAUCAAUAAUAUCAUAAAUUUAGGAAUGAAAUAAUUUCUAUCUGCAAUAAACCAAAUUACUGAUAUGAUUUUUUUCUUCCUAGGUUACUGAUGAGAUGAGAGAAGAGGCAUCUGAAAAAAGAAGUCAAGGAAUGGCUGCCAUGAGUGAAGGUUUGAAGUGAUAGAAAGUUUUUUUUAAGAAGCCUCUGCCUGGUGGAACACAGGCUGUUAGUUGUAUAAGAUGUUUAUUUUUUUAAAUUUGGUCUUUGGAAAUAUAAUUGGAGGGCAACAUUCUUAUGUUUAUGUGUAGUGGAUGUUUCAGAUAUACUUCUCAUUUGUUCUGUCUGUUGUGUGAUAAUAAUAAUUUUUAUUUUUGAAUAGGAAAUCUUGAGGAAGCAGCUAAACUAUUCACAGAAGCCAUUUUAAAACAUCCUACAACUGCCAGCAUGUAUGCUAAACGAGCAAGGUAUAGUUACUAAAAGUAUUCUGUGUGUAUUUUGGACAUUUAAUUUUUCCAUUUCUCUUCAUUUUUACAAUUUGACCAAUAAUUAGUUAAAUUAUUAUUAUUAUUAUUAUUAUUAUUAUUCUUUUGCUCCAAACCUUUUCCAGCUGUUUUAUUAGAAUGCAGAAGCCAAAUGCAGCAAUCAGAGACUGUAAUGAAGCAAUCAAGAUCAACCCAGACUCCGCCCAGCCUUACAAGUGGAGAGGACGGGCCCACAGGUUAUUGUGCUUGCACUUCUUUUCAUCAGUUAUACUGACUUUUGAAUUAAAGCCACUGUUGAAUUAAAGGCUCUGUCGUUUAAAAAUGGAGGAACCUACUGUUACCUUGAGGGCUUAAACAUUUCGUUAGAAGUUUCUCAAAGUUCUUGCUUUUUACUAGCAGUAUUUUCUUUUCUUUCAUCAGACCAUAAAUAAAUUUUAUUCUUGUAGACUCUUGGGUCACUGGGAAGAGGCCGCUAAGGAUCUUGGCAUGGCCUGCAAACUUGACUAUGAUGAUCAAGCUAAUGAGUGGCUUAAAGAAGUUACUCCUAAGGUGCAGUCAUUAUUUGUGAUUAUGAGUGACAGCAAAACCCAAAAUGUUGUUUACAAGUCUAAUACAACAAUAGUGGUUUGUGUUUCUGAUGCCAAAUUACUACGACCUUACAGUCUGAAGGCAAAAUUUUGCGUCAAUAUAGGGACAAUUCCCCCUCAACUACUUCAUUUUAUGAUUGUUAUGUAAAGAAGUUUGAUAGAGCAGAAGUCCGUUUUACUCCUUUUGGUGCCAUUUUCUUUGUCACUACCUCCAUGACUAGAAGACUAAGCUGUCUUUUUUUGUACCAUAAAUGUGGUAUAUCCUUACUGAACAUGCAGGAUGGUUGUACAUGUAGAAGCCCCCGCAAUGAUUUGUUUCUUUGUAAAAUCUCAGAAUAAUUUGGUGUGAAUGCUUGCCGUACAUGGUAAUGUCAAUCAGCCAACAGCCUUUGUUGCCUCUAUCUUUUUACCAAUGCUAUUUUUGCAUAUUGUGUUCCCAGGCACACCUUCUUACUGAGCACCGAAGAAAAUAUGAAAGGAAACAGGAAGACAAAGAAGAAAAGGAACGAAUGGAUAGAAUGUAAGAAUGCCCUCGCACUUUUAGUUAUGGAAAUUUUGUGGUUUAACUUUUUUUUAAGGGAGGAGGGGGGAGGGUUGAAAUUUGAUUUUGCAUUCGAACCUCAUCCAACGAGAGCCCCUCCCUUAUCUCCUACGCAGUUUUCUUCGUGUCGUCACGCAAAGAAAAAACGGCUGCAUACUGGAGACUAGCAUUUUCGGCUCCAGUCCUUUCCUAUUCGCGCAUUCUUGACCAACGGAAAGUACAGGCUGUUUUGCAGCCCUGGCCCCACUGUUUUAUUGACUGGAUAUUAUGUGUCAAUAUUCCUUAAAGAUAUUUGUUACAUUAGACCACUACAUCCAUCCGUCCCAAGGUGGCCUUUGUAGAGUGGUUUGACCAAGAUAAACUUAGAAGAAAACAUGAUGGUUGCUUUUGCCUUUAUCAACCAUUCACACCAGAACCACCUGCAAUUACUGUGGUGUAUCGAUGGCAUGAUUUACUAAAAAUACGUGGAACGUUUUUCUUUCCAUUUUAGAAAAAAAGCGAAAGAAGCGCAAGAAAAAGCAAGAAAGGUAAAUUCAGAUGGGCAUUAACGUUAUUGUCUGUUUUUUAACAAGUUCUAAUGGUUGCUUUUCAAUUUUGAAUAUUCACUUUACAGGAAGAAGAAGAAAGACAAAAGCGGCAACAAGAGAUGCCUGGUGGCUUCCCAGGGGGCUUUCCUGGUGGUUUCCCCGGCGGUGCGGCAGGAUUCCCUGGGGGCUUCCCCGGUGGUGCAGGAGGAUUCCCCGGAGGUGCUGGGGGAUUCACUGGUGCUGGAGGAGCAGGAGGUAUUUAAAAACUGCUGUUUCCCAACUCCUUCACGUUUUUAAACUGUACAGACGACAUAAAAGAUCGUGUACAUCUACCAACGGGGGAAAAAAUGACGAACACCUAUGACGAAGUCCUACUUCUUAAAGGUUUUUUUGCAAGGCUGAUACUAUUGUGUGACCUGGGAAAUUCAAAUCUGCUUAAGAAACUGAGCUCUGGGAAUUUAUUGACCUCAGAAAUGGGAGGCUGUUUUUCAUCAGCGGCUGUGGGUAUCACAGUUAGUUUCACUUGCUCCUCGCAGAAAGCGCAGCUAGGUCAAGAAGGAACAUGUGGACUCUAAGUCUGAUUGCUGAAGUUGUGGAUCUUUUUUUCUUUCUCAGGUGGUGCAACACCCAACUUAAAUGACCUUUUAAGCGAUCCAGAGCUGUUAGAAGCAUUUCAGGUUUGUCGUGAUCAAAUCCAUUUUGGCUGAGUGUGGAGAUUUUGUUUAUUUGUCGUGUUUGGAUAUGUUGCAGUUAAUAAUAAUAUUUAUAAUAUUUGUUGCAGUUAAUAAUAAUAUUUUAUUUCAGUUGAUUUUUAUUUUUCCUUUGUUUCAAAUUCAUUAGCAUACAUUACCAUGAUACUCAAAAACAAUAAAAAAUAAAGAUUAAUUGAGAUAAAAAAUUAAAACUACAACAGAUAUCUGGGCCCAGUUGUUCGAAGGCCAAUUUAUCGCUAACUCGGGGUUAAAUUUUAGUCCGGGUUUCAUGUACUUUUGUUCAAAAGCAUUUUCUCGAAUAAUUUCCCCUGUUCUCUUUAAAGCAUCAAAAUGAAGAGAAAAAGAAGUAAACGGAAUUUGUUUCUGAAUCCUUCAUAUCUGAAUUCGAAUUUCGCGGUAAGCCUGGGUUAUCUUAACCCAGCUUUGAACAACCCGGCCCAGAAACUUGAUCCUGGACUCCGAAUUUCGUUGGGUUUAGCAAAGAAAGCAAACUCUAGCUGGUUCCGGUUGUUCAAGAUUUGGAUAGCGUUAUCACCCACUCCGGAUGAAUCACUUUAACUUACAGGUGUUGUGGCAGCCAAUUAGGUUAUACAGUGGAUAGCACCGCCCACCUUUUAAACAAUACCCUUCCCCGUAGGAGAGGGGGGGCGGGGGGAAGUAGUGAGCACUACUUUCUCGUUUCGAAGGUGUACCUUGCUCCAUGCGAAUUCUUGCUAAGGUAGCAAUGUUACCUCAAGCCUCUUAUCACUGUUGGGGUUUCGUGGCUUGCCGUACGCUAUACAGUGUACGUGCGCCUUCUCCAGCCUUCCUCAAAACCUUACGUUGUACCUGAUUUGGACUGGGAAUUAAAAACCGCCAUUAUGUACUUAUAGUGACAGUACAAUCCGAUCUUUGUCUUUUUUUCGUUUGUUUGUUUUCUGGUGUUCGCUGCAGAUGGACACACUUGGAUAUUCUGGUUUCUUCUACUUUCAGGAUCCCGAAGUAAUGGCAGCAUUUCAAGAUGUCAGCCAAAAUCCAGAAAACCUCUCAAAAUACGAAGACAAUCCUAAAGUGAAAAAGAUUCUUGUUAAACUGGCGAAGAAGUUCGGUCCCACGGGAUCCGGCCCUCCCCCCGGGAGCGGAGCCGGGUUUCCGGGUGGUAUGCCUUUUGGUAAUAUGUUUGGCGGGCAGUAGUUAUCGGGUCUUGUGUACAACAUGAAGACGAAAAGACAUCUUCGUAGGCUGCUUGGAAAAUGAUUCGUAGUUUUCUACUGAAACGUUUCUUGAGGUUUUAUGCGGAUAUUCCACCGACAGCUAAUCCUAAAGUUUUUCCGUGAACUUCUUUUUCUGAAAGGGGUCGAGGAUGUGUUUUAGUGACA